This is a messenger RNA of Kalmanozyma brasiliensis GHG001, 3132 nucleotides long. RefSeq names its product Tetratricopeptide TPR2. The record is from RefSeq and is a predicted model, not a curated record. Bases 1 to 3132 code for a protein of 1043 amino acids. Lineage: Eukaryota; Fungi; Basidiomycota; Ustilaginomycetes; Ustilaginales. The transcript has a single exon. Gene Ontology annotation, biological process: cell division. Gene Ontology annotation, molecular function: protein binding.
AUGGUGCCACAAGACGCUGCCUCCAGCCCAGGCUUCCCCUAUCAAAGUCCGAGGCCGCGACAAGUGUCCAAGUUGGCCGUCGCUGGGCCUUCCGGAAGCCGAACCGCUCCUCACUCUCCGCAUACGCCCGGUAGCCAAAUCGUCCAGCCCUUCACGCCAGGCAACUUCAACCCGGACGGAAGCCUCAGUGUCGUCCGCAACGACGACGAUGCCAACAACAGUGGACUGCUCGACUUGAGUCCUGCUCUUUCUCGCGUGCUCAAGACAAGACCCAACUUUGGUGGCUCUCCUUCUUCAAAACGACAGCGCGUCUCUUCUUUUCCGCACCACAAGCUCGGCUCGAUCGUAGAUGAUGAGGAAUCAAGCGGACCGGAUAUUUUGCCUCAGCCGCCAAAGCGACGCUUGCCUGCCAAAUCUCGACUCAGCAACCAUGCCACGUUUCCGGAGGUGGUGCAGUCCUCCCAGCCGACAGAAGACUACCUGCAUUCCGACCCUCUAUCAGCGAAUGGGUUUGCUGUCUCCUCCGAUGUUGAGUCCCAAAGUCACAGGGACGCAGCGUCGACCUCACGAUUGAAACAGGCUCAUGAAGCUGGAAUUGCCCUAGACGCAGGAUUGGAAGGAGAAGAGGUCUUACUCGAAGAGGAGGAAACACCCUCGACAUUGAGCCGUCUUCGCAGAUGGCGACAAGAUGCAAUGCAGCAGCAUAUCUACGACACUGCCAUCUUUUGGGGCACUAAGAUAUUGGCGCUAGAAACGACAGAGACCGCGUUCAACGACGCCUACCAUCUGGCGCAGUGCUACUUCUACACACAUCAAUACGCUCGAGCGGAACAACUGCUCACGUCUCCACUUCGGUACGGCGCAUCCCGCUCCUCACAAUCGACGCGUCUCAAUGGUACAGCAACACAUACAGAAAGAGCACCAUCGGCAGCAAAGCACACUGGUGCUGAAGGCUUUCUGGCAUCCGAGAACAUCCAAGAUGACGACGAUGCAUUGCACGAGGUCCUACAGCAAACGCGAUCCUCUUCCAUUCUACCAGCUAGCAUCAUGGCUCGAUCAACAACGAAAGACAGCAUGUACUCCGGCACCUCUUCUACGACUGGCAAACGGAAGAAGCGCGACUUCAAAGUCACAGCUACGGGCACUGGCUCGUCCGAAACCGAUAGCAGCGGCAGAGAUGCCGAUUCCGACGACGAGUUCCUCCGAGAUGCAUCCGCCAAUGGCCGCGAUAGCUCUGUGAUUCUUAGCGAUCCAUCGGAUCCUCGCUCUUCUCCACCAGCGUCGCGUCACACCGAAAGACCAUCUGCCUCAAAGCCGAAUUCCAAAACCGGCAUCGACCUGCAAGCCGACGUGGACGAAGUGAGGAACAGCACCCUCGCGCCCGCCCACGGUACCGUUCUGGUCAAUCACAGUGUCGCCUGUCGCUACCUCGCCGCCCAGUGUCAAGUGCGCCUGGCCAAAUACCACGAGGCGCUCGAGCUGCUCGGCGAAACGGAACAUUGGGGCACGUCGACGAGCAACAAGCGUCCCGCGAGCGACGGCGGCAUCAAGCUCGGCUCUUCCGUCGCCUACCUUCGUGGCCAGAUCUACUUGCGCCUCGAAGACGUGCCCCGGGCGCGCGACGCCUUCAUGGCUGCCCUUGCGCUCGACGUCAAGAAUUACGAGGCCUUCUCCGCGCUCAUCGACGGUGAGAUGCUCGGGACGGAAGAGCAGUGGAACUUCGUUCAGAGUCUUGAGUACGCUGCUCAGGCGGGGGACGAGCCUGGGGCGGUGGAGGACUAUGAGAUGGUUCGACUGCUGUAUACGACGCAGCUAUCCAAACAGGGACGAGGGCUGGUCGAGACGACAGCGGUGGCGCGGCGACGUCUGGCGGAUGAAUUCGGUCUCUCCGACGAUCCAGAUGUGCUCCACGGUCUAGCCUCGGAACUGUUCUCGCGCCUUCGAUUUGCAGACGCCUUCGUGGUGACAUCGCGCAUCCUCGAGUUGGCAGCGGAUCAUCCCGCGACGCUGCCCAUCCACAUCGCCUGCACGUACCAUCUCAAAAACCUGCGUCCAGCGCUGUUCAUGCUGGCACAUCGAUUGACGGAGCUGCAGCCGGAAUCGCCCAUUUCGUGGUACGCCGUGGGGACGUGGUACACCACCACUCGACGAUGGGUCGAAGCGCGACGUUACUUUAGCAAGGCUUCGCUGUUGGACCCGAGGUUUGCGCCUGGGUGGAUCGCCUAUGGUCACACAUUCGCACUGGAGGGGGAGAGCGACCAGGCGAUCAUCGCCUAUUCGACGGCUGCGCGUCUCUUUCCGCAGAGCCACCUACCCAAGCUAUUCGUGGGCAUGGAGCAUUUGCACCAGGACAACUUGUCUCUUGCGCGGCUGUCGCUCGAGGGGUCCGCAGCGAUCUGGUCCGAGGAUCCGCUGUUGGCCAACGAGCGAGGCAUCGUCGCGUUUGAAACGGGCGACCUGGAUGCGGCGAGUGGGUUCUUUUCAACAGCGAUCGAGCUGGCCGCUGCCACGCAGCAUCCGGCAUCCAGCUGGACAGCGAGCUACCUCAAUCUCGGCCUCACACUCAUGCGUCUCGGCCAGGACGCCAAAGCCACCUCGGCGUUUCAAAGCGUGGUAGAGCUCGAUCCGCAUAGCUACCAAGCACAUCUUUGCUUGGGCAUGAUCGCACACAAGCGCGACGAGCUGGACGAUGCGAUCCAGCACUACCACGAGGCGCUCUCGAUCCAACCGCGGGACGUGUACGCCACCGAACUGCUGGAUUUCGUGUUGGAGGAGAAGGUGCAUUACGGCGUGAACAGGUUCGUCAAGUACGAUCCGAGUGGCAGGUUGAGCAAGGGCAAGGGGAAGGGGAGGAUGGUCGAAGCGGAAGAGAGGAGAGGAUUGGAGGUGAUUCCGGAAGCUGCGUCGCCUUCAUUGCGCUCUGUCCAGCAGAGCUUUCGACAGGAUGUGAGCUUGGGACAGUCGAUCAGCUCGUCACGCCCAAGGUACGCGGCGAGCCUUUUCCCGCCGGCAGGGCUUCCAGAUGCGUCCGCCGUGUCGGGAGGCGACAUGAGCAUGGACCAUUCGCGGUCGGAGCAAGACCUCUCGAGGCAGGAUCAGAGCAGUGUGCUCAUGGACGAGUCCACGUCCUAA